AGAUUAUAUCUUAGUUGGUGCGGUAAUUUGGUUGAGAUCCACCCUUCUGUUGGGCAACUCAGCAUGCUUAUUAUUUUAGAACUGGAACACUGCCACUCACUUACCAAUCUUCCAAGAAUGACUACUAGAAUGGAGUCCCUUACAACUCUUAGUCUUUGUGGCUGCUCAAAAAUCAGGAAGAUUCCUGAAUUUGAGGGAAUUUUGAAAAGCCUAUCAAAACUUAAUUUGAGUGAGACUGCUAUUGAGGAACUACCCUCAUCAAUCGAGUGUUUGACUGCCCUUACUUUGUUAGAUCUAAGAAACUGUGAAAAUCUCUACUAUCUUCCAAGCAACAUGAGUAGUUUGAAGUCUCUUGAAAAACUUGUUCUUUCUGGAUGUUUACAACUUGCAAACUUGCCAGAGAACAUUUGGGAAAUAAAUUGUUUGAAAGAACUUGAUUUGAGUCGAACUGGAUUAAGACAGCCAUUCGAGAGAAACUUUUCUACGUUGAGUUGGUUGUUUUCCCAAAAACAACUUAAUUUAAGUAGGUUCUCUGUACUUGAAGGAAUAAGGCUUAAUAUUGGUCUUGUCAGCUCAUCCUCCUUAAAAUAUUUAACAUUAAGUUGGACCAAAUUUGUCACACUGCCUGCAACUAUCAAUCAACUAUCGAAACUGGAAACUCUUGAUAUGCGCCAAUGUGAUCAACUUCGAGAAUUACCAGAGCUUCCAUCAACUGUGAGAUAUCUAAAUGCUAGAGGAUGUUAUUCCCUAGAAUCAUCACCAGCAAUACUCAAAACAAGCAGUUCGUUUCGACCUCGCUCCCUCUUGGGCAGGGCCGGCUCUAUGGGACUCCUUUGUCGAAAGACUGAAUAUGAAACUUAUACAAAAAGGAAAGAAGAUCGAUCCAGAACUGAAUUUCAGUUAAUUAUUCCUGGAUCUAAAAUUCCACAGUGGUUAACUCAUAGAAGUGUGGAGAAUUCAAUAAGCAUAGAGCUACCUCCAAAUUGGUGUAAUAGUAGAUGGAUGGGAUUCACGCUUUGUGCUUGUUUGUAUGCAUCAUAUAUGCCUACUACUGUUGAGGUGUUUGGCAAGACAUCUAGUCUUAGAGCUCGUGUGAUAGCCCUUGGUGAUAUGCCACACAGUCACUGUGUCUCUGAAAUUUUCUUUGGGAUGACAUUAGGUGUGGCCCACAUUUGUCUAUUGUAUUUAUCUCGUGAAGAUUGGUUUGCUACUGGUUGGAACGGUGAAUGCAGUCAAAUUGAGGUUGUGUUUGAAACCACUAACCCAUCCUUGGUUCCGCAGAAGUGUGGGGUCAGUUUGAUAUACGAGCAAGAUGUGGAAGAGUUCAACCAAUCAAUUGCACAAUGUAGAAAUGGCCGGGUCAUUACUUAUGAGGGUUCUGCUGGUAAUAAAUUCAAAAUUUCCUGA
Molecule: messenger RNA, 1407 nt
Organism: Quercus lobata
Lineage: Eukaryota; Viridiplantae; Streptophyta; Magnoliopsida; Fagales; Fagaceae
Product: disease resistance protein RPP2B-like
Exons: 2
Coding region: 64-1407 (447 amino acids)
Source: RefSeq, a predicted model, not a curated record